AUGGUGGUGACGGCCGGCAUUCCCGGCUGCGCUCUGCCGUGUCACUCGGCCUAUUUCGCCAGUCUGGCCGACCGGCGCUUCGUGACUCUCUGGCUCGGUCUGUGGGCAGUGCUCUGCGGCCUCUCGAGUCUGGCCACUCUGCUCACCUUCCUGGCCGAUCUGACCCGGUUCAGCUAUCCUGAGCGACCGAUCGUCUACCUCUCCGUCUGCUACCUCAUGAUCGCCCUGGGCCACCUCGUUCGAGUCGGCCUGGGCCACGAGGCCGUCGCCUGCGAGUCGGCCUACGCUGUAGCUCAUCGGCUCGUCAGCUCGUCCGCUAUUUCUGGUACAUCCGGAACAUCCGGCACAUCCGGUUCGUCAGGUCCGUUGGGCCAGGGACUGAUGCUGGUCACAAUGACCGACGGCCUGCUUAAUUGGACUCAAGAGGCGACGUCACAGUCGUCGGCCCAUCUGCUGGUUGAGACGCCGGUCAAAGUGCUCGGUUACAGUCUCACCGGACGGCCGGGAUGCGCCUCCGUCUUUCUGCUCACGUACUACUUUACAAUGGCCGCCGGACUCUGGUGGGUGAUGCUCACGCUGGCCUGGUUCCUGGCCGCCGGAAUGAAGUGGGGAGGAGAGGCAAUCGCCAAGUACUCUCAG
Protopolystoma xenopodis is the source of this 639-nucleotide messenger RNA. Lineage: Eukaryota; Metazoa; Platyhelminthes; Monogenea; Polystomatidea; Polystomatidae. The record is from the annotation of a GenBank genome assembly.